Molecule: messenger RNA, 1344 nt
Organism: Trichomycterus rosablanca
Lineage: Eukaryota; Metazoa; Chordata; Actinopteri; Siluriformes; Trichomycteridae
Gene: zswim7
Product: zinc finger, SWIM-type containing 7
Exons: 6
Coding region: 147-569 (140 amino acids)
Biological process (GO): double-strand break repair via homologous recombination
Cellular component (GO): Shu complex
Molecular function (GO): zinc ion binding
Source: RefSeq, a predicted model, not a curated record
GUUGGCAGCAGUGCCUGAAAAGCGGUGGAAAAUACCCUAGCGAUUUUGGAUUUAUUUUGUUUAUUUAAACAAUUGUAAGAGGCGAUUAUAUCACAUUUGCACAUUCGUAGUUUAUUUGCUGCUGUUUUUUAUCUUCAGGAUCCAGCAUGGCUUUAUGUUUACCUGCAGUCGCUGAACAGCUUUUGAAGGACCUCCAAAAGACGUACGCAGAGAAAUCUGAAAUCCCUGAUGACCUAUUAAUAGCGUUGCGCUUUGUCUUCGGUCCCUGCACCCUUCAGGCCUUGGACCUGGUGGAUCGCCGUGCCGUAACACUCGUCUUCUCUCCAAGUGGACGUGAAGCGUUCCAGGUAACCGGUGGAUCAGGACGCUUGUACACCUGCUACACAUCGUGCCAUUAUUGCCCCUGUCCGGCCUUCUCUUUUUCUGUGCUCAGGAGAAAUGAAAGUCUGGUGUGUAAGCACAUCUUGGCAGCCUACUUGUGCCAGGCCAUGGGUGUGUGCCAGCAGGAGCAGGUCUCGGAUAAGCGCGUGACCCUCGUCCUCUCAGGAAGAGCCGAGCCGGAUUCGUAAAGCAGCCAUGGUGGAGGAGAACAUUGAGAUGCAGCUCAGCUCUGCUGUCAAGUGGAGAAGCUGAAUGAACUGGUUCGAUGGGAUUCCGUCGUGAAUCUGGGCCCCCGGAUACGGGACGUUCGGAGGUGCUGCGAUUCCACCGGGGGGUCGUUUCACACAGUUUUUUUUUUAUAUUCAGUUGCAAUAUUUCAGGCUACUCAAAUCCUGCAGUCUGAUAUGAAGCUUAAAGGGUUCGUACUGAAUAGUACUGGUCAGCAAUGGUAUUUUCUGAAAUAAAAGCAUUUAUAAAUGAGGUUUCACUCCUUUCUCACACUCUCCUUUCCAGAACACAAAACGAAACACCAUGUGAUCUGAUGUGUGUGUGUGUGUGUGUGGCUAAUUCAAUAGGCUGCCAACAACUGUCCGUGUUGUAGAUGGAGACACCCCUGCUAAGCUUCCUUUUAUUCACAAGCUCGUCACCCUGAACGACAGACAGUUCAGAUUUUAGUAUUUUAGGAUUUAUAGGAAUCAUUUCUAUCUGAAUCGUUUCUGAUCAGCCAGGAAUCAUUUUGUUGUGGCUUUGCAAAUCAUUCAGCCAGAAAAUAGAGCGUAAAAAAAUUAGCAGUGACUCAAAUAGGAGUCACUCUGUAAAGUGCCCUUUUUUCCUCUAUCGUGCCCCUUUUCCCCCCUAUACAGUGCCUUUCCCUCCUGUUAUAUGCCCUUUUCCCCCUAUACAGUGUACUUUUUUUUCCAGUGUUUGUCUUUUGUUAUUUAAAUAAAGUUUCGAAAGAAUUAA